AUGUCUCGCCGCAUCGUACCAAUACGUGGCGACGGUAACUGUCUUUUUAGAUCGGUCUCUUAUUGUUUGUUCGGGACGCAAGAGAAACACAGGGAGAUACGCCAGCGAGUCGUCGACCGAGUUGUGGAUAAUUGGAUCCGAUACAAAGAUUUCAUAAUCGGCGACCGAUCAUACGGGAUUUGUAUACAUCAGGCGUCUGACUAUCGCAAUUUAAUGUCCAGGGAUGGUGAAUACGCCGGUCAUGUUGAGCUGCAUUGCGUGAGUGAGUUACACCAAGAGUUUACGUUCGUCGUUCACAUGAACUCAGGUUUAAAAACAAUCGAAUACGGUCACGGUAGGGUUAUCAAACACCUCCUGUUCUCCGGGUAUCUUGACGCGGGCCAUUACAGUGUUUUAGAGUAUUAUUAG
This is a messenger RNA of Pieris macdunnoughi, 408 nucleotides long. NCBI's taxonomy places the organism in Eukaryota, Metazoa, Arthropoda, Insecta, Lepidoptera, Pieridae. The record is from the annotation of a GenBank genome assembly.